AUGUCUAGUUAUAUCUCAUACCGCCAGUCAUACAGUCAUCAUCCGACGAAGAAGCCACGAUACUUAGGUGGCUCCAAUGGCUUCGCCGACCAAGGCUCCGAGGAGACAAGAGGUCUCAUGUCGAGUAGUGCCUAUGAGAACGAUGGAGACGCCGUCAUCGAAAUGGAUCUCCUCCCACCGCGGUGGAUGGAUGUGCAAGAGGAGGUAGACGACGUGCUGAAGGACAUUACCUUGAAAGCUGCCAAACUCGACAAGUUGCACGCGAAACAUGUCCUGCCAGGAUUCGACGACGAAUCGAUCAAGCAGCAAGAAGAGCGCGAAAUUGAGAAGUUGACGCAAGAGAUCACAAGGGGCUUUCAGGAAUGCCAGAAAGCCAUCAAGAGAAUCGAGACUAUGGUCAGGGAGGCCAAGCAGACCGGCAACUUACAGAAAGGCGAGGAGGUUAUGGCGAAGAAUAUGCAGACCGCAUUGGCAUCCAGAGUGCAAGAAGUGAGCGCGACGUUCAGGAAGAAGCAAAGCUUGUAUCUCAACAAACUUCGAGCACUUGGCGGAUUCGAGUCACCUAUAGGGAGAUCUUCAACUCCGGUGCAGAAUCCGUACUCAGAUCCGGCCUUGAUGGAGUCCGACGCCGAUAAAAGCUUCAGCCAGUCAACCCUUCAGCAGACGGCCCAGAAACGGUUCCGUAGCAAUGACACGGCCAUCGCACAACGGGAACAAGAGAUCAAUGACAUCGCUAAAGGUAUCAUUGAGUUGGCCGAUAUAUUCCGCGACCUUCAGGCUAUGGUCAUAGAUCAGGGCACCAUGCUUGACCGGAUCGAUUACAAUGUCGAGCGAAUGGCAACAGACGUGAAAGGAGCGGAGAAAGAGCUGACCGUUGCCACCAAUUACCAAAGGCGAAAUACCAAGCGGAAGAUCUUGCUACUCCUGCUCUUGCUGGUCAUUGGAAUGUUCGUCUUACUUCUCGUCAAGCCGAAGAGGCGCUCCCAGUCUGCACCGGCACCGCCGACCACUCCAGUUGCACCGGAAAGUCCUCCUUAA
This is a messenger RNA of Exophiala dermatitidis NIH/UT8656, 1038 nucleotides long. Its product is annotated as syntaxin 16. Lineage: Eukaryota; Fungi; Ascomycota; Eurotiomycetes; Chaetothyriales; Herpotrichiellaceae. Gene Ontology annotation, biological process: vesicle-mediated transport; intracellular protein transport; vesicle fusion. The transcript has 2 exons. The record is from RefSeq and is a predicted model, not a curated record. Gene Ontology annotation, molecular function: SNAP receptor activity; SNARE binding. Gene Ontology annotation, cellular component: SNARE complex; endomembrane system; membrane. Bases 1 to 1038 code for a protein of 345 amino acids.